AUGGGAGAUGCGAUCGUGAAUUUGGGGGUGCCGGCCAACCCUAGCGCAGUGCCCCAUGCCCACACAGCGUUCGAUGACGAUCUGGACCUCCUCGACGACCUCCUCCACAAGACCAUCAAGUCUAUGGAUGAAGACGGUGAAAAGUUGAACCAGCUGGUGAAGGACGUGGUGGGGAUGGCCAAGGAGUGGCGCAGCGACCCUGCCCACCACAGCCACACCUCCUUCGACGACUUCAUCAAGAGCAUGAAGUCCAAGGACGCGCUGAGGCUGGUGCGCAUCAUUUCGCACUACCUCAACCUGGCCAACGUGGCCGACCAGCACCACAUCGUGCGCCUGAUGCGGAAGCACCAGAUCGAGCAGACCCCGCUGCCCUACACCUUCCAGCAGGUCUUCGAUACCCUCAUCGAGGCCGGCGUCAGCACUGACGAUAUUUAUCAGGCGCUGAUGGAGCAGAAGAUCGAGCCGGUCCUCACCGCGCAUCCGACGCAGGUGAUGCGCCGCACCAUCCUCUCCAAGAACAACAAGAUCUCGGAGGCGCUCGCGCGCAGGGACUUUCAGCAGCUCACCACCGAGGAGAAGGAGGAGGUGUUCGCCGCCUUGCGUCGCGAGAUCGGCGGAGCGUGGCUGUCCGACGAGAUUCGCCGCAAGAGGCCGACGCCGGACGAGGAGGCCAUGGGCGGCCUCGCCGUCAUCGAGCAGAGCCUCUCUUUAGCUGACAGCGACCGCUCGACAGGGCACGCCGUGCCCAAGCUGCUGCGCAGGCUGGACUGGACGGUGCAGAAGUACACCGGCAAGUCCCUCCCGCCCGAGUUCAGUAACCUCACCUUCGGCUCCUGGAUGGGCGGCGAUCGCGACGGCAACCCCAACGUGACGCCCGAGGUGACGAAGCGCUGCUGCUACUUCUCCCGCUGGAUUGCUGCCGAUCUCUACUAUCGUGAGGUGGACGCGCUGCUGUUCGAGCUGUCGAUGAUCCGCUGCACCAAGGAGCUCACGGAGGAGGCCGCGCUCGCGGCCGAGCGUCGCCGCCGCCACGGCGAGAAGUACCUCACCACCCUCUACAAGGAGUUCCGCGAGGGCAUCCCCGAGAAGGAGGCCUACCGUAUCGUGCUCGCCGAAGUCCGCGACACCUUCCUCGUCACCAAGAGGCGAUUGGAGGACAUGAUCAUGGGGAAGCCGAUCAGCUCGGAGAGUACCUACUACACGCAGACCUCGGAGGUGCUCGCGCCGCUGUGCCUGUGCUAUCGCUCGCUCAAGGAGACGGGCGCGGGCGAGAUCGCCGACGGCCGGCUGCUCGACCUCAUCCGCCGGCUGUCGAGCUUCGGCCUCGGCCUCGUCAAGCUCGACAUCCGCCAGGAGUCCGACCGCCACACCGAAGUGCUCGACACCAUCACGACGUAUCUGGGGAUGGGGUCGUACGAGGAGUGGGACGAGGAGAAGCGCGUGGAGUUCCUGCGAGUGAAGGAGGUCCUGGAAACAUUUAAGGUGGCUGCCAGCCUGGGUCCCGAAUCGCUGGGCGCUUACGUGAUCUCGAUGUGCCGCACCGCGUCGGACAUCCUCGCCGUCGAACUCCUCCAGAAGGAGGCCGGGAACAAGCACCCGCAGAGGGUGGUGCCGCUGUUCGAGACGGUGGACGAUCUCCGCAACUCGGCGCCCGUCAUGCGUCGGCUGUUCUCCAACGACUGGUACCGGACCCACAUCAAGGGCCGCCAGGAGAUCAUGAUCGGCUACUCCGACUCAGCCAAGGACGCCGGUCGCCUCACCUCUGCGUGGGAGCUGUACAAGGCCCAGGAGGCCCUGCUCAAGCUAUGCGAGGAAUUCGGGGUGAAGCUCACCCUCUUCCACGGCCGCGGCGGCACGGUCGGUCGCGGCGGCGGCCCGUCGUACCUCGCCAUCCAGUCCCAGCCGCCGGGCACCCUGGCCGGCCGCCUGCGUGUGACCGAGCAGGGCGAGAUGAUCCAGUCCCAGUUCGGCCUGCCCGGCAUCGCCUACCGCACGCUCGAGGUCUACGUCACGGCCACGCUCAAGACCCGCUUCCUCCCGCCCGUCAGGCCCACCCCGCGCUGGUGCGAAAUCAUGGACCGCCUCUCCGCCACCGCCUGCGACGCCUAUCGCGCCUUGAUUCGGGGCAACCCGCGGUUCGUGGAGUACUUCCGGGCGGCGACGCCGUCGGGCGAGCUGUCGUACCUGAACAUCGGGAGCCGGCCGGCCAAGCGGAACGUGCAGGGCGGCAUCGAGUCGCUGCGGGCCAUCCCGUGGAUCUUCGCCUGGACCCAGACCCGCCUGCUGCUGCCCGCGUGGCUGGGCGUCGGCGAGGCCCUCGAGCUGGCGGCCCAGGAGGGCCUGGGCGAGGAGCUCAAGACCAUGUACGCCGAGUGGCCCUUCUUCCAGUCCACCGUCGAUCUCGUCGAGAUGGUCCUCUCGAAGGGAGACCCGGAGAUUGCGGCGCGGUACAACGAAGUGUUGGUGCCGCCGGAGCUGCAGGAGAUGGGCCACCAGCUGGUCCAGAAGUUCAACUUCACCGCCACCCACAUCCUCUCCUUGACCGGCCACAAGGUGCUGCAGGAGUCCAAUCCCCUUCUGCUCGAGUCGAUCAACCUGCGUCGCGGCUUUGUCGAUCCCAUCAACUUGAUCCAGGUGGAGAUCCUGCGCCGAAUGCGUGAGGGCAAGGACGGGCAGGUGGACGAGGUCCUGCUCGACGCCUUCAUCAUCACCAUCAACGGUAUCGCUGCGGGCAUGAGGAACACCGGCUAA
Acanthamoeba castellanii str. Neff is the source of this 2751-nucleotide messenger RNA. RefSeq names its product phosphoenolpyruvate carboxylase. The coding region runs from base 1 to 2751 and encodes 916 amino acids. The transcript has 19 exons. Gene Ontology annotation, biological process: carbon fixation; tricarboxylic acid cycle. The record is from RefSeq and is a predicted model, not a curated record. NCBI's taxonomy places the organism in Eukaryota, Discosea, Longamoebia, Acanthamoebidae. Gene Ontology annotation, molecular function: phosphoenolpyruvate carboxylase activity. Gene Ontology annotation, cellular component: cytosol.